CUUUUAAGGAAGAAGGCAUAUCUAGAAGUUUUGUGUAAACUUUUUGUUCGUGCGCGUUCUGGUGUUCUGCUACUCCUCAGAUAAAGCGCGUGAACUCGUUCCCCCUCCUCCUCCUCCUCCUUCCUCUUCCCUCCUCACCGUGCGCUCUGGUCCUCCUCUGCGCGCUCUGAGUCUCGCCUUGGACAAAUUGCGGCGGAGCGGUGGAUCAGCUAAAGUUCGUUCGAAAAAAGUUUGGAGAGGAAGAGGUCGAGUUUUUUGGUCUUUUUGGGGAACGGGGUGUUGUGAUACUUUCUUCAGUUUUGUAAUUUUGUCGCACUUCCACCAUGGAGACUCUCAGAAGUCUCUUAACGCUGCUGUGCGUUCUGGCUGGAGGUCAAACGCAGAUCCAAAGACGCAAGUUUGACGAGUGUCCUGUUGACCUUUUCUUCGUACUGGAUACAUCUGAAAGUGUUGCCCUCAGACAGAAAGUUCCCAGCUUUUACAUCAACCAGAUCAAAGACUUCGCCAAGCGCUUCAUAGAUGAACUGUCUGAAAAGCGCCACGAUUGUGACCGCUUCGUGACAUGGAACUCAGGAGCGCUGCACUACAGUGACACACAGGUCAUUGUGCGAGGGCUGAGUGACAUGCGCACAGAUCGCCAGCUCCUGAAGGCUGAUAUUGAUGCCAUCUCAUAUAUUGGCAAGGGCACAUAUACUGACUGUGCUAUCAAGAAGGCCCUUGGCGAGCUUCUCAGCGCGGGUUCCCAAUACCAUGAGAACAAGUACAUUGUGGUAGUGACUGAUGGCCAUCCUCUGACUGGUUACAAGGAGCCAUGUGGAGGUGUGCAGGAUGCUGCAAAUGAAGCCAGGCAGCACGGAGUGAAAGUGUUCUCUGUCGCCAUCUCACCUGACCAUGAGGAUGCCAGACUGAGAAUUAUUGCUACCGACAUGUCCUACAGACAGAACUUCACUGCUGCUGAUGAACGCAGAUCCGACCACAUCGGAACCAUUCACACCAUCCUUAACAUGAUUACAAACGAGACAAAGGAUGUGUGCUGCUCUUUCGACUGCCAUGCCCCAGAUGGAAGCGUUGGACCACAUGGAGACCCUGGCGCCAAGGGAGAAACAGGUAGACCAGGGAUGCCAGGAGAGAAAGGAGAUGUUGGUAACCCGGGCAACAUUGGAGAUCCUGGUCCUAUUGGUUACAGUGGAAUGAAGGGAGACCGUGGUAUCCGAGGAGAUAAGGGUGAAAGAGGACACAAAGGUUACAAGGGAGAAAAAGGUCUAAGAGGAAAUGAUGGAAUCGACGGACGCAAGGGUGAAGCUGGUUUCCCUGGGCUUCCCGGCUGUAAAGGUUCUCCAGGGUCAGAUGGCCAGCAGGGAGAACCUGGACCAAAGGGAGAUGCUGGUGGUUAUGGACUGAAAGGCGGAAAAGGAGACCCUGGAGAGUCUGGCUUACCAGGAAGACCUGGAAAAGAUGGCCCAAUGGGACCUCAGGGUGAGCGGGGCGUUCCUGGAAACAAUGGGGACAAAGGAGAGCGUGGUGAUGAUGGUCCACCAGGAAGAGAUGGACCUCGCGGAGACCCAGGAGCAGUUGGAGGAAAGGGAGAGCAGGGUUCCCGGGGGAACAGAGGACCAAGAGGAGAUCCAGGAGACCCAGGACCCCGUGGAGAGCAGGGGAGGGAGGGCUCAGCUGGCCCCAACGGAGACCCUGGCGAGGCUGGCAGGGAUGGGCUUCCUGGCCACAGAGGAGAUGAAGGCAUACCUGGACCAGAGGGACCCAAAGGACAAAGAGGAAUCAAAGGAGCUCCAGGAGACAGAGGACAGAUGGGGGAGCUGGGAGAUGAUGGUGCCCCAGGAAACGGUACAGCAGGUUGCCCUGGUUUCCAGGGUUACCCCGGUGCACGCGGAGACCCUGGUGAGCCAGGUGGAAAGGGAACCCCUGGACCCAAAGGAGAUGACGGCGAUCCUGGCGAUCCAGGCUCUGAUAACAACAUCCCAGGACAAAAAGGAGCUAAAGGGGCCAAAGGUCACAGAGGACGCGAGGGCAACCCAGGACUUCCUGGGCCUCCUGGACCAGCAGGAACUGAUGAAUGUGAAAUUCUGGAUAUCAUCAUGAAGCUCUGUUCUUGUUGUGAUUGUAAAUGUGCAACUCUGGACCUGGCGUUCGUCGUGGACAGCUCAGAGAGUAUUGGCAGCACAAACUUUGCUAUUGCCAAAGAAUUUGUUGUCACUGUCAUCGACAGACUGGUCAAAGACCAGAGGGUCAAGUUUGCAGGUAACGAGUCCAGAUUGAGUAUAGUCCAGUACAGUGGAUCAAAAGCCCAAGAGGCUGUAGAGCUGGGCCGCGACGCUACUUCCCUCACGGACUUUAAACAGAAAGUGAGAGAACUGCAAUGGCUGGCUGAGGCCACGUACACUGGCGAGGCCCUUGAAUAUGCUCUGACAAACACAAUUAGCCGAAUGAGAAUCGACAAUCGAGUUGUUAUUGUGCUCACCGAUGGACGCUCCAAUACUGACAGGGACAAAAUUCCCCUCACCGUACUCUGUGGUAAUAACAUCCGAGUGGGCGGUGUAGGAGUGAUUGACUAUUCAGGCCGUCAACCCAACCCAGAGCAGAUUGACGAAAUGGUGUGUAAGAAUGACCCUAAACCAGGCUUUUCCUUCGUCCGGAAUAACUUUGCAGAGUUGCUAAAUGACACUUUCCUACAAGAACUCACAGCUUCAAUCUGUAAAGAAAAGAAGUGCCCAGACUACAAAUGCCCCAUCGCCUUCCGUCAAAGCAGUGACAUUCUGAUGAUGAUGGACAGCUCAGCCAGCGUCGGUCAGAAGAACUUUGAGCUGAGUAAGACCUUUGUGGACCGGUUAGCUGGACGUUUCCUGAGUGCUCAGAGAGAGAGGGGUGCCACUGUCAGGGUGGCUGUGGGCCAGUACAGUCGCACCGCCAGAAUGGAGCAGGGGCUGACCUCCAAUUUUACCCUGCUGUCUAAUCGCAUUGAAAAGGCAGCCUUCCAAAAUGACGGCACUAACGUGUUGGAUGCCAUGGACUUUGCCAUUAAGAAUUUACCUGGUCGUGGGGACGCAUCAGGAAGCAGGAGGAAGCUGGUGCUGUUCUCUGACGGCCGGUCGCAGGGCGUCACUGAGGCUGUGCUGGAGAAGCGUGUUCGUGAGUUAGCAGAAGCUGGGGUGGAGCUCUUUGUCAUCACAGUUGGCAGCCAGGUCAAUGAGGUUAAUCUGCUCACACUAGUGAGCAGGGGACGGCGGGAUGACAACACCUAUGCCCAGCGCCACCUGUUCCGUGUCCCAGACUACCCAUCUCUGCUUCGUGGGGUCUUCUACCAAACCGUCUCCCGAAGGGUGUCCAUUCCCUUAGAUAGCUCCAAAUAAGAGGACCAACACGCUUUAGAUUUUUAGUCCCAUUAUGAAUAUUCAGUCUCACUCAUUUACCAUACACUGCAUUUGAGUACUUUUUUGUAAAGAAUUGUCACAGAACGACAAAUGAUUGUGUGGCAGGAAAAAGGAAAUAUCUUCAUGAAAUAACUGUGGGACUUUUCUACCCUGAGUUAGGCCUCAAAGGCAGUCCAUCUCAAGCUGUGUGUGUGCUCGGCUCAUUAUAAAUCUAAUGAUGGUGCUAACCUAACCCACUUUAGAAUUUAAGAAGAUGUAACAGAACACAAUCUGGAGGAACUGCUGCCUGGGAGGCAAAAUUCAGGGUAAACUCAUCCCAUAGCAAAAGUACUUGCUCCGGUUCUUGAGAGCCAUCAGUAACACAUCUAAACAUACUUCCAGCUUUCAACUGCAUUUAGCUGAUUUCAACUCAGUAUUAGCUAGUCUGGACCAGUGUGGAUUGAAAAUGCUGAUCGAGGCUAUACUGUCUUGUCUCUCAAGGACCAGAGCUUCCACUAUUUGAAGGAUUGUAGUGGGCUUUUGUAGCUCUUACCACUCUUUCAAGUGGUGUCGGAUUUACCAGAGUUUUCUGAAGUUUCACAUGAACAUGACACACAAUUUCGUUGUACUGCUGUGUAAUGACAAUAAAGGCAUUGAAAUGAAUUGAACAUGUUAGUUGAUGAUCAAAUCAGGAAAUUUUGGGAUUCAAUUGUGGUACAAUAUACUCAUGUCAGCAAUGCUUGACCUAUCAAAAUUUUGCACAAAAAAAACCCCGUAAGUGAACCAACCACGGCUGUGAGUUCAAAACGAAUACACUCUUUGGCGAUUGCUUGCUGCAGUGACUGGAAGGCUGGCUCAUGUCUGGCUUUUAUGGCUUAUCUUUUUU
Molecule: messenger RNA, 4251 nt
Organism: Scomber japonicus (chub mackerel)
Lineage: Eukaryota; Metazoa; Chordata; Actinopteri; Scombriformes; Scombridae
Gene: col6a1
Product: collagen, type VI, alpha 1
Exons: 35
Coding region: 324-3365 (1013 amino acids)
Source: RefSeq, a predicted model, not a curated record